Molecule: messenger RNA, 1727 nt
Organism: Triplophysa rosa
Lineage: Eukaryota; Metazoa; Chordata; Actinopteri; Cypriniformes; Nemacheilidae
Exons: 14
Coding region: 172-1530 (452 amino acids)
Source: RefSeq, a predicted model, not a curated record
UACAACAUUCAAAACCGAUGAAUGCCAAGUCUGUGUGGCAGGUGCCAUACCCUAACUGCCUUGUCAAUGCUGAAGAAUUGUUUAAUGAUCGGACCAGUUUUGAAUACUAGUACACAAAAGAAACGAUGGUUCGUUAUUUCGCCCCAGAAAUACGGGAACACCUGACGAACGAUGGCGGGAUGUGUGGUUCGCCUCCAUGAGGUGUCCUUUGGGAGUGAUUUAAGCGUUCAGCCCAUCAUAAUCAACUUCCGCCAGCUCUUCCAAACCAGAGAUGCUCCUGCGAUCCUGCCAAUGAUAAAAAACGAAGAUGUUUUGCGGACUGUGGUGGCUUUGCUGGACGCAUCUCUGCCUGAUAUUGGGCCCAGUGAUAUCCACGAAACAGUACAUUGGCAUGGGAUACACACCCUUAUUUUGGCACGGGACCAUGCAGAUGUUUUGGCGGAGUAUAGUGGAAAAAGACCCAAGACCAAAGGAAGAUCUUUGUGGCCGGCAUCCUGUAAAACCACAGAGAUAGCAGAUUCCAUACAUAACCUGCUCACUGACCUGUACAGUGAUUCUGAAGACAGCCAAAAAGAAGAAGAUUCAGAGGAGAGCUUAGAGACAUCCUCAGCAGAAGACAGAGAAUACAGAGAUGGAGAUACAGAAGAUGUGGAGAGAGUCGGGAACGAAGAUAUAGAGGGGUGGUCUUGGGAUCAGUUCCAAGGAGGGCUACAGGAGUUUGUGGAAGAAGUGAGGAAUAGGAGAGAGAGAAGGAAAUUGGAAGGGGAGGAAAAAGAAAUGCCAGCAUCUGCUAUAGGACCUGAAUCUCUGAUCGUGGCUGCCGCUUGCUAUGACUUCAAGACACUGUCUACAGACAGAGUGCUUCAACUUUCUCUUCUGGCUGUUAGGAAACGCUUCUGGAAUCUAGGCUUUGGCAGCUACAUCAUGAUGCUUUUAAAGCAUCAGUCUGUGGUGGGAAAGUAUGACGCGCUUGUGGUCCACGCUAGCAGCAAUGCAGUAGGUUUCUUCAAACGGCACGAGCUCACCGACGACAUCGUCCUCAACGAAAAGUUCAAUGAGCUGAAAGAAGAUUGGAUCAACAGUAUUCUGAUGAGCUACCUGCCACCAUUUACAACAGAUUUAGAGAUGAGAAAUCCUACUUACUCCCCACAUUUUGAAAAGCUGGAGAUGGAUCUUGAUAUAGUACGGGAGCAAGCUCUCUCUGUCUAUCAGCAACAGAUGAUUUGUGUGACCAGACUGAUCAAAGAGGUCAAGACCUUGCACACACAGCUUUACAAUCAACGUGAAGAAGUGAGACGCCUUAAUUCCAAGUUAGAGCAUGAAAGACGAGCUCGGCGUAAAAUUGAGCACAAGUUCUUGUUGUACAAGCUAAAGAACGCAGAACAACUGCUAGACAACAUUGUGUCGGAUUCAGAUGUUCAGGCAAUUGUUAACCAGGAGGAUUCCAGUCCAGGAGAACCAGAACAAGAAGAGCAGGCAGAUGAAUUAUCUAUCCAAACACCAGAGGGCGAUGGAUGCGGGAUGCAGUAAAAAAACCGCUUUAUUUUACUCUAAAAAUGCUCUUGUGAUGAUAAACAUAGCAUUUCAUCUACAUUUAUUUAUUUAUUAACUUUUAGAAAAUUAAUUUAGUAAUGUUUCAAAUGGGUUAGCUGUUUUAGAAGUCUAACUGGUUAAAUAAGUCUAAUAUUGAAUUAUAUUAAGAAUGAUAUAUUUUAAACUUGGAGUUU